AUGGUAUGGCUAUUGGGGGUACCAAACCAAGAACUCAGGACGAAGUAUCAGCAGCUCGAUGUUCUUGUCAACAAUGCGGCCAUCGCCUUCAAAGCAGCUGAUCCCACGCCUUUCAAGGAUCAAACAGUGCCAACGCUCGCCAUCAACUUGUUCGCGACGAUGCGGCUCACCGAUCGCUUGCUUCCUCUCCUCCGCGGAUCGGCUGCGGCCGGGCGAGAGCCCAGGGUGGUCAACGUGGCGUCCAUGGCUGGCAAGCUGAGGCAACUUAGCCGG
Molecule: messenger RNA, 273 nt
Organism: Symbiodinium sp. CCMP2456
Lineage: Eukaryota; Dinophyceae; Suessiales; Symbiodiniaceae
Source: the annotation of a GenBank genome assembly